AUAUAAAUACUACCUUUUCCCAAGGAUUCUUUUCUGUCGGAGGUGAUGCCAAAUACUAUCAAGGCGUGGUUCAAGAAUCCGUCGGUAGAGCGUUAGGCAAUGAACAAUUGCAAGCCGAUGGUACAGCCAAAAAAAUCCAAGGUCAAUCCGAAUCUGAUGCUGCCAAAACUUCAGGACAACAUAAUGUCAUUGGCAACGUAAAAGAGACUGCCGGUAACGUUGUCGGAAAUGAACAAAUGGAAGCUGAGGGAAGAGCACGUAAACAAAAUCCUUAA
This is a messenger RNA of Racocetra fulgida, 275 nucleotides long. The record is from the annotation of a GenBank genome assembly. NCBI's taxonomy places the organism in Eukaryota, Fungi, Glomeromycota, Glomeromycetes, Diversisporales, Gigasporaceae.